Molecule: messenger RNA, 1863 nt
Organism: Schizophyllum commune H4-8
Lineage: Eukaryota; Fungi; Basidiomycota; Agaricomycetes; Agaricales; Schizophyllaceae
Exons: 4
Coding region: 71-1651 (526 amino acids)
Source: RefSeq, a predicted model, not a curated record
AUGUCGUAAACUGAUAGUCAUGCGCGUGGGGCGUGCAAAGGUAAUCGGCGUCUUGUUGUAUCUGACCGUCAUGUCCUCUCGACGCUCUCUCUCCCUUGAGUCUGUGAGCAGCAUGCAAUCCAUCGACACCGUGCAGUCAAUUGACAGCGCUGGCAUCCACGACGAUGUGCCGUUCAUGGCCGGCAAAAAGACGUCUUCUAAUGAACAAGGAGUCGAAGUCAACCCCCGCAAACCUGCGAGCGACGGCUCAGUCUCCUCUUGCGAGCCAAUACGGACGGCUACCGCGCCCGCAAGCUCUCCUCCGCUCGUCGUCAACAAGAACGAAUCCGAACAAGAGCCUGUGAAGACGAAGACUCAUCCUCGGUUCUUCUUAGACCCGAGGACUGUGGACUUUGUACUCGACGACGGAACCCUCUACCGUGUCUUCCGCUACUUCUUCGAUCUCCAUAGCCCCGAAUUCGUCGCCAACCACCUUUCGAAUGACUCGAGCGACCCCAUCCAGCUUUCUGGCGUUUCCGGCGUCGACUUCGACAGGUUCUUGUCCUUGAUGUAUCCGAGCGAACUCGCUGGCUGCGACAUCGAGACGCCCAGCGAAUGGAUCUCUGUCCUUCGCCUCGCGAACAAGUGGUCUUUCCCCGCCCUCCGCGCCCGCGCCAUCAAAGAGAUCGAGCGGAUCGGAAGCGUUGUCGACAAAAUAUGCGUAGCAAGAGAGUUCGGCGGCUUAGGACACGACGAUAUGCACCCGCCCGAGGACGACCUCAAUGCCUUGCAGCAGUGGCUCUUGCCCGCCUUCACGGAGGCUUGUACCACUCCGAAGUGGCUUGCGUCGGUCAGUCUUGACGAUGCCGAGCGCUUGGGAGCGGGAACUGUCCUACAAGUCGCGAGGAUCAGGGAGGAGUCGAGGGAUGCAAGCGCGGGAAAGUUUGACGUAGUGACCGCGAUUGUUGAGGCGGGAAUGGCGCCGAGGAAGACGAAGAUAUCUAUCAAAGCGAAGCCGUCCAUAUCCGUACCCAACCCAGCCACGUCCAUCUCGCAGGCGAUGUGCGCGCCCCUGUCGGGUACUGUCAAGCCAGCGCCCGCGGUCCGUACUUGGGGCGACCUCUUCGAAAGAGCAUUCGAAGGGCCAGUGAGGGCCCAGCCGCACGCGUCACCUAUAAACAACAUACUGGUAUCCGACGACAAGCCUACGCCUGCGGCAGUUCCUCCUGUGAUCGCGAGCCCUAACCCCGCUGCCUCUGGGGUUCGACCACGAUCUGCUCGCGCCAGCGACAGCGCUACGGGCCCGGAAGAGCCUUCGACCAUCACUGUAUCACGAACCAAGUGGAUUGACACACUACUGGCUCUUGAGUCGUAUGGCAUAUUGGAUGCGGGUCUUGCGCCUAUAUCAGAGUCGUCGAUGAACCCCCACAAAACGUCGGCGGCAACGAAAGACGCUCCUGCCACUCGCCCCUCGCCGUCAUCGUCACUUGAACCGGGCGAAGAUCCUGUGGAAUCUGCUCAAUUCACUGAAUCCGAAAAUCCUACCGCGUCUCGCGCACAUCUGCACGAGCUGCUGACCGGCGAGAAACCGCUCUCCAAGAGUCAGAUGAAGAAACAGCUUCGGGCAGCGCGAUCAUUGGAGGCAGAUAGGCAGGCAAAGUAUCAGAGGUAGAGAACUCAUUACGAAAUGGAGUGUCUGUAAAAUUAGUUGCAGCGACGGUUGGUCCCUGGGCUUUUGACCAUUUGCUUGGAAUUGUUUGGUCCCGAAUCGGAUCUUGCCGGAUUGGAGUGAAAUGAUUGUACCGUGUACGACUGUCGAUUUCUGAAGUCUCUCGUUCCGAACUACUCACUCCUGUGACGGUUUCGCGCAGAAACCAUUCGCUU